Molecule: messenger RNA, 2967 nt
Organism: Arabidopsis arenosa
Lineage: Eukaryota; Viridiplantae; Streptophyta; Magnoliopsida; Brassicales; Brassicaceae
Source: the annotation of a GenBank genome assembly
AAAUUCGAGAACUAUCUGUACUGGGGAAUUAGGAAGGAAUUGUUUUUUUUUUCGUUUCCUCGGAUUGAAUUUCUUUGGGUUUCACUUGCAGGAGAUACUAGUGUUUCUCGUGGCCUCUCUCUUGAGAAGAAAAUUGAGGCCCUUGAGAGCCUGGCGGGACAAUUAUGGGUAAAGUUGAAGGACAGGGUGAAUCUUGGCAUGGUCAUGUGACAGCCGCCACAGUCUCUCCAGAAUAUCUCAGGCAGCAACUCGCAUAGAAACUGAUGAACCUUCUCGAAGAUAUCAGUGAUAAGAUCAGCAAAGGAGAAGCUAGUGAAGAAUUGCAGUUGCUGAAAUCAGGCGCUUCUGGUUUUGUUAUUUCGUUGAAAGAUCUGCGUUCUUCUAGGGAUGUAGCUCUUCGCCAGUGUCUUGAUGGAGCUUAUGUUAUGGAGGAAGUCUCCCUUCUAAUUGAUGCUGUUUCUCGGAUUUAUGAGCCGUUUCUGAUGGUUAUAGUGGGGGAAUUUAACUCUGGAAAAUCAACGGUUAUCAAUGCACUUCUUGGGAAGAGAUACCUGAAAGAGGGGGUAGUCCCCACUACCAAUGAAAUCACUUUUCUGUGCUACUCUGACUUGGAAUCCGAAGAGCAACAACGUUGCCAAACACAUCCAGAUGGCCAAUACGUAUGCUAUCUUCCUGCACCAAUACUUAAGGAUGUUGCGUUUCUCCGGUACACACAGCAGUGGAAAAAGAAAUUUGUGUUUAUUCUGAAUAAAUCUGAUAUCUACCGUGAUGCUCGUGAGCUUGAGGAAGCUAUUUCAUUUGUUAAAGAGAAUACACGGAAGUUGCUUAAUACAGAAAAUGUGAUAUUGUAUCCGGUGUCCGCACGGUCUGCUCUUGAGGCAAAGCUUUCAACAGCUUCUUUGGUUGGCAGAGAUGAUCUUGAGGUCUCGGAUCCUGGGGGAGACACAUCUAGUCCUUGUGUUACAGAGAAUGAUGGUAAAGUCACAGAAGCUAGUGGACAGGUGUCUCCUCCCACAGGUUGUGUUAAGAAAUUGCCUAGUAGGCGAGCUGGAGUUAAUAAAGAGCCUGUUAAGCGAGGAGGAGUGAAGAAAGAGGCUGCUCGAAGAUGUGAGAGUGCGGUUAAGAACAAGAAAGAUGAUGAAGCAAAAAAGGAUGAUGGAGACAAUAUUGAGAUGUUGAAAAUUUUCAUAUUGGAGCAACACUUAGAGACAGUAAAAACACUGAAGGCAGAGAUUCAUAAUUGUUUUGCUGGGCUGACUAAAUGUGCAUGUGGUGGACUGCAAUCUCCAAAAAACCACACCACAUUGCAUCAGAAAGUCGGCAAGUCUGAUGUUCAGGCCACUACUAAGGAGGGACGUCCAGAGACUACAACUGACGCCACUGAGAGAUGGGAAAAAACUGCAAAUGAGGCCUCUGACACUGAGGGUGGACAGGAGGAGGGUGUACAUGUGGAGGGUGGACAGGCCAUUAAGGAAGGACUUCCAGAGACUACAAUUGACGCCACUGAGAGAUGGGAAAAAACUGCUAAUGAGGCCACUGACACUGUGGGUGGACAGGUGGAGGGUGUACAUGUUGAGGGUGGACAGGCCACUGAGAUGGAGGGACGUCCAGAGACUGCAACUGACGCCAGUGAGGGGUGGGAAAAAAGUGCAAAUGAGGCCACUGAGACCGAGGGUGGACAGGAAAUGGAAUUUGAAACCGAAUGGGGAUCGGGUGAUGAUUCACCGUUUGCUGAACACAAUGCACUUACCAUUUUGCCCUCUGGUUUAGAAGAUGGGAAUGAAGCAAUGAUUACGGAGCCGGUAACUGAUGAAAUAGAUACAUGCGGAGAGGGAGAGGUAAAUAAUUCUUCGUCUCCUCAAACUCCUGAAGAGUUGGUCACGAAGUCGAAGAGAGUGCCACGUGCUUCGAUAUUCGUCAAGGGAGGAGAGUGUACUGGUGACGCCAAGUUAAAAGCUCUAAUCACAAGCAAGCGAAAAACACCAGAUUACCACCCCAUAUCCCGUGCAAACUUGGAGGAAUAUGACGAGUUCAAAAACAUGUUGGAGGAGAAUGAGGAGAUGUCGUAUACAAUUGUAACUAAACACACAAUAACCAAUCGGCAUUUCCUGGACAUAGCUGAGGCACAAAACCCUUUAAAGACAGAGCAUAUGCAGGUAAUAAUGUCUAUGCUGUGGCGCAGAAGGGAAGACGUGUACACCAGAGGAAGAGCAGUUUUCAUUGAUACAUGGUUUUUGACCCUGUUAAAAAAGAAGUACACCGAAUUCAAAGGGUACAAGAAGAAGUUGAAGUUCAACUGGGGGGUGAACGUGAGAGCAAUUGUUACUGGCAAAUCAAAGGGGCGGUUACCAACGACGUUUCUGAAAAAUGUUUACCUGGUGUACAUCCCUAUGAAUUGGUCCACCACACACUGGGUAGGUUUGGUAAUUAACUUGAUGCAAGGUACAAUAGAGGUCUUAGACCCUCUCAUUGAUGCUAGCUCAGACGAGGAGGUAAUGUCUCUGAUGGCGCCUGUUGUAGAGAUGAUUCCAUGGUUGGUGAAGGAUGCUAUAGCUAAGGAGUAUACUCAGAAAUUCUCAACAAAACCACUAACAUGGAAGAGGGUUGCAGGACUAUACCAGAACAAGAGAGGAGGUGACAGUGGACCAGUACUAGAUUUGGGUGGUGUACUCAAGAAUAGCAUCUCUAUGCUCUUCGCCGUGGGAUUCAGAUUCUCUCGCCAAGUGUUUUUCUUGGAUACGGCGAGACCGGAGCUUUGCGUUGACGCCGGAGCCGAUAAAGAACACGACGGCGGAAGAAUCAACAAUAGUAGACGGACUAUCAACUGUAGCAGUUGUGGUUCGACCUGAAUAUGUCUCCGAACUCCUGAUUUUGCUGAACGACACCACCACUUCCGAUCUGCCGCCGCUGUCACUGAUCUAUAUGUUUUACAUGCAAAGUUAUUAUUAAUAAAACAUGUAUCAUUAU